Molecule: messenger RNA, 984 nt
Organism: Thyridium curvatum
Lineage: Eukaryota; Fungi; Ascomycota; Sordariomycetes; Thyridiales; Thyridiaceae
Exons: 1
Coding region: 1-984 (327 amino acids)
Source: RefSeq, a predicted model, not a curated record
AUGCCGCGGCCGAAGACGCCAAAGAAGCCCAGCAGCCUGGGGGCUUUUCCGGCUGCAGGUCCAACAUCGCCGCCACAGACGCCGAGAACGGCCUCACCUGCCAACAGUCGCAACAAGGGUCCGGCCGCUCGAGGGCCUCAGUCAAAGAACCAAGCCCGAUCCAUGUCGAAACAGCCGAACCUGCAGCCUUUCGGUGACGGACACAAUUUCAGUUACCGUCCAGACUCUGUCCGUGCCGACCAAUUGUCGCCGCGGUCUUCCUCCUCGGCAAGCGGCGGUGAGGACUCGGAUGCGGAGUCUUCCGAGAGCGACAGCCCCCCUCGCUCCCUCUGCUCCGACCGGCCCAAGCCAAGCCCCUCGCCAGUGCCCGUCCAGAUCCAGACUACUACUGCGAGGGUCAUUACUGAAGCCACUUUCGUCUUGGAAGAGCUCGACGACAGCGAUGACGACGAUGAUGACAUAGAGGUCAUCCGCCCCCACGCCAUCGAGUACGCCGAGUCGGAUCGAAGCCGGUCCCGCUCACGCGCCCCCAGAGAACUCGAUCGCAAGAUGAUGGACGAGCUGCGCAACCUCAAUUGCAGCACGUCCGAGUCGGAGGCAUCGGAUGACUCUGACGACUCGGAUCUCGAGGAAGACGACGAGAUGCAGGCGUUCCUGCUCAAGCAGCGCGAAGAAAAGCGCCGGAAGCGGAUGAGCCAGGGCAGCGUGAGCAAGCGCACCAUCAGCGAGAGCAUCGGGAGCGGCUCCGACCGGGAAGACAUCCGUGACUUCCUCGAUGCUUCCGAGCUGGGCUCCAGCGCCCGCCGGCUCCGCCGAAAGGUCGGGAACCGCCAUAGCCUGCAGUUCGCCGACCCCCCACCCCCGCCCAUCCAUGAGCUCGACGAGCCGGACAGCAGCGACGACGACAUGCUCGAGGUCGCCGAGGUGCUGGCCAAAGAGCUCCCAUAUUAUCACUAUAUCAGCAUGGAGGUCGAUUCUCCGUGA